Molecule: messenger RNA, 1115 nt
Organism: Anolis sagrei ordinatus
Lineage: Eukaryota; Metazoa; Chordata; Lepidosauria; Squamata; Anolidae
Gene: DYNLT4
Product: dynein light chain Tctex-type 4
Biological process (GO): microtubule-based movement
Cellular component (GO): cytoplasmic dynein complex; cytoplasm
Molecular function (GO): dynein intermediate chain binding
Source: RefSeq, a predicted model, not a curated record
UGAGAGGAUCCUGGGCAUUAAAGAGCUUCCAGCACUUACCUCAUGCCCAUAGAUCCGGCAGGGCUCAGCUUCCCCAAGCCACUGGGUUUUGCAUGAGGCUGUGUUGCUUUCAGGGGUUGGCUCCUCAGACAUGGCUGAUUGGUCUUCAGCCCCAUUCCAGCAGACUCCCAACCAGGGGGCAGCCUCAGAAGAUAACAAUUCCACUCACCCAAAGGCAGGCUUAAUUUCUCUUCGUAGGAACUCACAAUCUACCAAUGUGGUACCUAGGACACUCUUGCAGCUUCCAAGUAUUGAAGAAGGGAAAGCCCCUCUCCCACUCUCCCGGAGAAGCUCCAUCAUGAGCAGCAUCAAUGCUCCCUUUUCCAGCAGAAGGAACUCACUGGCUGCUGGGGGAAGGCGCCUCUCCAUUGGGACCUGGAUGCACUACGGCAGGGUGAGUUUCUCUGGGCUGCCCCUCUUUGAACCCAUUCGGGAGACACUCUAUGAAAACACCUACAAGACCCAGCCAGAUGAGGGCUGCAAGUUCAAUUCCUCCCAAACACAGCAGCUCCUUGAGUCUGUUCUGGCCAGCUACCUCCGGGAUGCCAAGUACAACCCGGCAAACAGUGGGCAGUUGGCCCAGAACCUGUCAGACCUCAUCCGGAGCAGAGUCAAAGACCUAAGCCCACCUCGCUACAAGCUGGUGUGUAAUGUUUUUCUGGGCCAGCAGGCUAAGCAAGGCCUGCAUAUCGCCAGCCGGUCCCUCUGGGAUGUGGAAAAUGACAACUUUGCUUCUGCUGCAUUCACCAACUCGUCAAUGUUUGCUGUGGCCACAGUGCAUGGGCUAUAUUUUGAAUGAACUAUCUGUACAGAUCUGAAGGUGCUCUUACCCUUACUGCUAUCUAAACAGAAAUAACUUCAGUGUGACCAAUUGUUUUCCCUCAUCUAAUGUAGCCUACCACUAAAUGAUGCAAGAGUUGCAUUCCCCUCCUAAACUAUUUGCCAGAUAAAAUAUUUUAUAUUAACAGAAUGGUUGUCUAGUACACAGAAAAUAUGGUAGCUUGACAUAAUCCAUGUGAUUUCUUCAUCUUUUGAUAGCUUAUUUUUAAUGUAUUAACUUAUUUGCACAUAAAUAG